CCCAGAACCCAGAACAGACUCUGGCCCAGCACCACAGAAAGGGUGUGAGUUGAAAGGAACGUGCAUAGUCAGGGGUGUUUAUGAAGCAAAACGUUGCCCUCGCAGCUGGCUCGAUUUUUCGGCAAAACGAGCAGAUUCCAGUCAGGUCGUGGGCCACCAGGAAGGCUAGGACAUUCCAUUGAGUUGCCUAACUGCUUCAACACACACUGAGGCUAGCCAUCUCAAUAGCCUUCGGUCGGAAUGAGUGACUGCGAUACUACCACCAGUUUGCAAUCACCAACCAGUUUGCGCCCUUUUGAAAACCUGCACUGCCAACAGAACUGCCCACUAAACCAGAAGCUGCCACCUGAAAACAUACUGAAACAGACGCUGCCCACCAGAACACUUCCAGUUCCCGGCUCUUCUCGGGUGCGGUACGAGAACGAAACGGGGCCGACCGUCCCCCAAGGCCGUCGACUGCCUCCGGCAGUCUCCGAUUUCUCAGCCCCACAGCCUCCAGCGUCCCACUUCCGGCUUCCAGCAGCGAGCUCGUCGCGGAACCCGCCAUGGCGUGAAAGUUGGCCAUGCAGAGAGGCUAUGUGACCAAAUGGCUGGUGCAUCGGAAUUUUGGCUUCCUACAGCCCGAAGGUGGAGGACCCGGUCCGACUCGAGGUGGUGGUGAGGAUGUCUUCGUGCACGGCUCGGUCUUGAGGGACGCCACGGCCUUGGCGGCAGGUGACCGGGUGGAGUAUCAGCUGGCAGGCAAGGGAGCGAAUGGCGCCAAACCGACAGCCUCGAGCUGCAAACGGAUCGAGAAGGAUCCGCGGACGGCCUAUGCGUUCCCUUGCGCGGACUGGAUGACUUCAGUGGGGGAGUUCCUCAAGACUGCAGGCGUCGGUGCUGCGGAGCUGGAGCGCACCGCCCAGGUGAUGGCGCCGUUCAUCACCUACAGCUCCGUGCGCUGCCCCUUCCUGGUGAUCUCGCAAGCAGGCCUCUUGGAAGGCAUGCGAGCCCCAAAUGCCAGCGAGUUGUCGAUCCUGCUGAAGUUGCUGGUGGCCUAUGCUCAGGGAUGUGAGGUGCAGCGGCGCUUUCUGCUGGCGGACUUCGAAGGGGAGAUGCUCGGGUACUGUGGUGAGUUGAGCACCGCAGCCCUUUUGGAGACGAAGGUCCUGGACCAAAACCUCAGACCGUUGAGUGCCAACGCCCUGGGCCACGCUCCGUUGGGAUUGCUCAUCGAUUUGCGGAGCACCCCAUGCAUUGAUGCCUUCCGUCCACUGAUGGAGAGCCCAAAGAUUAUGAAAGUGAUGUGGGGUGCUGACGCAGAUUUCGAGAGUUUGCUCCAUCAGGAGAUUCCAAUCCAUUUGAAGAUUCAGCCGCAGGCAGUGACGGACCUGCAGCUGGCCUUUUCCUCUGGGGAUCGGCGCUUGGGCAUGGCGCGGAUGUUGGAGCGAUUGCCUGCUGACCUCAUGAGCCCUUUGCCCGACAAGAAGCAGAUCGACUGGCAUGCCUUUCACUCCCAGAACCGGCGUGCCUUACAUCUACCGAUGUCCUUCAUGGAGGCGACCUAUGCCAUGGACGACUUGCAUCGCAUCGAGGCAAUUCUGGCGACAGUGAAGCCCUCGAGCUCCAGCUACCAAGCGGCAAGGAAGAGCACUGAUGAGGUACUGGCGGAUGUCAAGGCGGAUCCUUGUGGGUGGAGGUCUUUGGAAAGGAAUGAGUGCUUCUACCACAAGAGUUUGGGUGUGAGAAAACUUUCCUGCGCUGUGCGCCUGGUGCGGCACAGCGUCGCCCUGCGGCGCCGCGAGAGGAACGGCUUGGACCUGGGCGAGAAGAAGGAGAAAGCCCAGCAGAUCGAAAAAUGGGCCGCCUCCGAGUUGGCCGCCGCAGGUGUGGUGAUCCCCGAGGACCUGUCCUUCGCGGGCGACGACCUCAACGGGAGCUCCCAGACGGCCCGGGCCGGGGUUGGGCAGUGGUGGAGAAGCGCUGGCCAGAUGAAGACGCAGCCAGAGGACUAG
Messenger RNA from Durusdinium trenchii, 1994 nucleotides. The record is from the annotation of a GenBank genome assembly. Lineage: Eukaryota; Dinophyceae; Suessiales; Symbiodiniaceae.